AGCAGCGUGAUGUCGCUCUCGCGUCUCGUUGCUCGCUUUUUGUUGUUAAAGUGGAAGUUAUUGUAGUUCAUAUAUUACAGUAAUACUUCAUAACAACUCGAAAGUGUUGUAGCGAGUUAACGGCCGUGGACCUUUCUGGAAGGAGCGGCCCCGAGGUGCCAUGGAGGGUCUGGAGGAGAAGCUCCAGGGCCUGUCCCUCGCCCGGCGGUCCCGCCCGGAGAAGCCCACCUACCUGCUGGACGUGGCCCUGCAGCCGGCCGGCCCGCUGGCCGUGUCCUGCUCCGACUUCGCCGUCCGCCUCCACAGCAGGGACACCCUGGAGCCGCUGGGCGAGUACCGGGGCCACCGCGGGCCGCUCUGUGGGGUCGUGUUCUCCCACGCCUCCCCUGACCUCCUCUACUCGGCCUCCGCCGACGGGACGGUCCGGGGGUGGGACGUCCGGCGCCCCGGGACGGCGGCGGCGGCCCAGGUGUUCAGAGGCGACCCGGCGCACGCCUACAGCGGCUUCGACCUGAGCUGCGGCGACACGCUGCUGUGCGCCGGCACCGAGCAGGUGGACGGGGAGGACAGCUACCUGGUCUUCUGGGACGCCAGGAAACCCGGCGACGGGCCCCUCGGGGCGUACUCCGAGUCCCACAGCGACGACAUCACGCAGGUGCGCUUCCACCCGCGGGACAACGACCGCCUGGCGUCCGGCUCCAUGGACGGCCUGGUGAACGUGUUCGACCUGAGCCGGGGGACGGAGGAGGACGCGCUGCUCGCCACCUGCAACAGCGACUCGUCCGCCUGCUCGGUCUGCUGGGCGGGGGCCGCCUACUCCCAGCUGCUGUGCCUCAGCCCCAACGAGACGCUGCACCUGUGGGACCUGCGCCGGCUGGACACGGACGAGCCCCUCGCCGUGUUCGGCACGGCCGACGCCCGCGGCCUGCCGCUGCUGGCGGAGGGCGGGGCCGUGGACUACCUGGUGGGGGCCCAGUGGCUGGAGGAGGCCCAGAAGCUGCUGGUGGUCGGGGGGGAGAACGGCGGCGACCUCCACCUGAUGGAGUGCGACGGCGGGGGGCUUCGUCUGCUGAAGACCCUGGGGGGCGGCCACGCCUCCAUGGUGCGCUGCUUCCUGUGGGACGCGGCGAAGGAGGCCCUGGUCACGGGGGGGGAGGACGCUCAGCUGCUGCUGUGGAAAACAGGGGGGGGCCAGCUCCCGACGGGGAAACGGGAGUCCAGGAAGAGCGAGACCGUUUUGAGGCUCAAAUCCAGACCGCAUAAAAAACACAGCUACCAGAGAGAGAAGAAGGAAACUGGAAAGACGGAAUGACACUGACCUCCUGUCUCUGGGAGGACACGUGCGUGGUGCAUUGUGGGAACCGCAAGGUGAUCCCGGAUGCUCCGUGUGCCAUGUUGAAGUGUCCCCGAGCAAGACACCUAAAAUGUAAACCAUGGGUUACAAUGCAAUGUGUCGCUUUGGACAUGCAAUGAAAUAUGGACAUUUGAUCCAGAUGUGUGAUCCGCUGACGUUUACAGUCACACUUUGGUAUUACAUUAAAGAACCGCCUUCAUUUUGUAUCCAAAUGUGUCCGGUCCUUUCACCCCCAUCACUGCAGCGUUUUCUCAUACAUUGAUGAAUAGUUUUAUUAGCUAGUAAUUAAACAAAAAUAUUUUUCUACAGCAGAAAAAUGCAGUAAAAAAUAUUUAAAAAAUAAGGCAAAUAGAAGUUAUAAAUAUGUUUUAUUAGCAACUCUAGUUGUAGUUUUUUUGUGUUAUGUUGCUGGCUCUGUCGCACUCUGAGAUCUGUUGAUGAAGAGUGCGUUAUAAAUAAAAUGUAUUAUCAUUAUUAGGAAAUCUUCCAAGAAAAACUAAAUAUUUCUGCUUGAAAUAGUCAAGGUUUGUUCCUGAUAAAACAUGUACGAGUUUUAAAGACUUUAAAGAGAAUAGUGAAAGUCAAAAAUACUUUUAAAAAAUGUAUGCCAUGUGUCAAUUAUAUCUUGGAAAGGAAUAUCUUAGUUUAUUAUGACAUAUACCGUAUAUAUAUAUACACUCAGAUGUGGAGUAUUUUUUUUAAU
This is a messenger RNA of Pungitius pungitius (ninespine stickleback), 2057 nucleotides long. RefSeq names its product WD repeat domain 89 (gene wdr89). Bases 161 to 1312 code for a protein of 383 amino acids. The transcript is spliced from 2 exons. The record is from RefSeq and is a predicted model, not a curated record. Gene Ontology annotation, molecular function: protein binding. Lineage: Eukaryota; Metazoa; Chordata; Actinopteri; Perciformes; Gasterosteidae.